Molecule: messenger RNA, 1613 nt
Organism: Chiloscyllium plagiosum (whitespotted bambooshark)
Lineage: Eukaryota; Metazoa; Chordata; Chondrichthyes; Orectolobiformes; Hemiscylliidae
Source: RefSeq, a predicted model, not a curated record
GCUGCCUGGCCUGCUGUGCUUUUCCAGCAACAGACUGUCAACUGUGCAGGUUCAUUGCCUCGUCAGACAGCCAGGCAGGUUCACUCCCCGAUGACCUGCUCACUGCUUUGCCUCUCUUCCCCCAUUUUAAAGUGCCUUUGUUUUCAUCUCUUAUUUUUUCAAAGUUCCAAAACAAUGCAACAGCUUAUAAACAGUAAUUAGUGAUCCUAGAAUUUGUGGAAAUCAGCUCCCAUACUGGAAAAACUUCAAAGGUGGAGCAUCUCUUACAGCCACAACUUUUUUCCAUCCUCCAUCAGGGAUUAUCCAGAAUCCUUUUACAUUGAUUAUGUGGACCUCUUGAUUUUCCAGAAUAUUUUAUCAAUUGGAUAAUAGAAAGUUUACAGUAUUUGGCUCUUCCAGUACAUGCAAAUGAAAUUCACCACAAGUCCAAGUGAUAAUCUUAAACAAUUUUUGGUGUAAUUUGUUGUCUAAUAGCAAAAUUAUAUCUCAUGCUGGACAAUAAGUUCUAAGUUUUGCAGGCAAGGACUGGCAGAGAACAGACUGCAAGCACUCCCCUCUAGACCAUCAAAGGAAUGUGUUGUUUGAUGGUCAACCAGUCAUUAAAAUGUGGAGCAGACAUACCUGGCAUCAUACUGGCACUGAAACACAUGCCACAUUACUUACUUGUGUGCUUUGAAGAUUCUCCCAAAAUGUUACCAAAACACAUGUCCAUGUACACUAAACACAACAACGAACUGUGGAUGCUGAAGAUCUGAAACACAAACAGAAAUUGCUGGAGAAACUCAAAAGGUCUGGUGUCUGUACAAAAAUUAUUGGGGGUCAUGAGGUUAAACCUCAUUCUAAGCCAUACAUGGUUUCAAUCCAAAUGAACAAACGACACAUUUGUGGAGGAGCUUUGAUUGCAUCAAGUUGGAUACUGACUGCAGCACAUUGUAAAGAGGAGUGGAAGUAUGGGGACAUUCAAGUGAUACUGGGAGCUCAUUCACUUUCCAAGAGGCAAGAAGAGAAACAACAAGUACUGAAAGUGAAGAAAUGCUUCCCUUAUCCACAAUUUAAUUGGAACAGAAAAGAAAAUGACAUCAUGCUGAUUCAGUUGGCCAAUGAAGCUAUUAUGAGCAAGCAUGUGUCAAUCCUGAAGCUGCCAAAAUCACCAAAAGAUGUCAAAGCUGGAACCAAGUGCAUUGUUGCAGGAUGGGGAACAACUAAUCCUGAAAUCCAGAAUCCAUCUGAUACCCUGAGGGAAGUAACUUUAACUGUCAUUGCUAGGAAGCAAUGUCAAAAAUACUAUAACUAUGAUCCCUUUAUAACUAAGGACAUGUUAUGUGCUGGUGAUGUAAAAGCUAGAAAAGAUUCAUGUCAGGGAGACUCUGGUGGUCCACUCAUAUGCAAUGCCAGCAAGUUCAGGAAAAGAUAUGAAUACAGAGGCAUUGUUUCAGCAGGAGAUGGUUGUGCUAAACCUAAAAAACCUGGCAUUUAUACCCGUCUGUCUGAAAAAUUUCUGAAAUGGAUAAACAAGAUCACGAAAGUUAGAACUCACAAAUAAAACAAUAAAUUGCUCUUGAUGUGAAUGUUUCCCCUCCACUCAAGGUCUGAAUUUGUUUGAAUAAACUGUC